Grosmannia clavigera kw1407 is the source of this 1635-nucleotide messenger RNA. RefSeq names its product t-complex protein zeta. Gene Ontology annotation, biological process: protein folding. The record is from RefSeq and is a predicted model, not a curated record. The transcript has 5 exons. The coding region runs from base 1 to 1635 and encodes 544 amino acids. Gene Ontology annotation, cellular component: chaperonin-containing T-complex. NCBI's taxonomy places the organism in Eukaryota, Fungi, Ascomycota, Sordariomycetes, Ophiostomatales, Ophiostomataceae. Gene Ontology annotation, molecular function: ATP hydrolysis activity; ATP binding; ATP-dependent protein folding chaperone.
AUGUCUGCAGCACAGCUUCUCAAUCCGAAGGCCGAGUCGAGGAGGCGGGGUGAGGCUCUGCGCGUGAACAUCAGCGCCGGCGAGGGUCUGCAGGAUGUCCUAAAGUCCAACCUGGGCCCACUGGGCACCAUAAAGAUGCUUGUGGAUGGUGCUGGUCAGAUCAAGUUGACCAAGGACGGCAACGUGCUUCUGCGCGAGAUGCAAAUACAGAACCCGACGGCAGUGAUGAUCGCACGAGCGGCAACGGCACAGGACGACAUCUGCGGCGACGGCACGACGUCGGUGGUGCUUCUGGUGGGCGAGCUGCUGAAGCAGGCAGAUCGGCACAUCUCGGAGGGGCUGCACCCGCGGAUCAUCACAGACGGCUUUGAGAUUGCCAAGAAUGAGGCGUUAAAGUUCCUUGACGAGUUCAAGCUGCCAAAGGAGGUCGACCGCGAGCUGCUCCUGAACGUGGCGCGGACAUCGCUUGCGACGAAGCUGAACGCCACGCUCGCAAACAGACUGACGCCGGACAUUGUGGAUGCGGUUCUGGCGAUCUACCAGGCGCCGGCCAAGCCGGACCUGCAUAUGGUGGAGAUUAUGAAGAUGCAGCACCGGACGGCGUCUGAGACGCAGCUGAUCCGUGGACUGGCACUGGACCACGGAGUACGCCACCCGGACAUGCCGAAGCGGGUGGAGAACGCACACAUUCUGAUUAUGAACGUCAGCCUGGAGUACGAGAAGACGGAGAUCAACUCGAGCUUCUUCUACUCGAGCGCGGAGCAGCGCGACAAGCUGGUGGACAGCGAGCGGCGGUUCGUUGACGCGAAGCUCAAGAAGAUCCUGGAGCUCAAGAAGCAGGUGUGCGGCAACGACCCGAAGAAGAGCUUUGUGAUCAUCAACCAGAAGGGUAUCGACCCGCUGUCGCUGGACGUGCUGGCCAAGAACGGGAUCCUGGCGCUGCGACGGGCAAAGCGCCGCAACAUGGAGCGGCUGCAGCUGGUAUGCGGCGGAACAGCGCAGAACAGCCUGGACGACCUGUCGCCGGAGGUGCUGGGAUGGGCUGGGCUGGUGUACGAGCAGCAGCUGGGCGAGGAGAAGUUCACGUUUGUGGAGGACGUCAAGGACCCGAAGUCGGUGACACUACUGAUCAAGGGCCCCAACCAGCACACGAUCACGCAGAUCACGGAUGCGGUGCGCGACGGUCUGCGCAGCGUGUACAACAUGAUUGUGGACAAGAGCGUGGUGCCUGGAGCGGGAGCUUUCCAGGUAGCGUGCGCUGCACACCUUAAGUCGGACGCUUUCGCGAAGACGGUCAAGGGCAAGGCGAAGUGGGGUGUGGAGGCGUUUGCGGAUGCGCUGCUGGUGAUUCCCAAGACGCUGGCGGCAAACGCAGGUCUGGACGUCCAGGAUGCCCUUGCUGCUCUUCAGGACCAGCUGGCCGAGGGCAACGUCGUGGGUCUGGAUCUGGCGACGGGCGAGCCGAUGGACCCUGAGCUGGAGGGGAUCUUUGAUUCAUUCCGUGUGCUGCGGAACAGCAUUGCGUCGAGCUCCAGCAUUGCGUCGAACCUGCUUCUGUGCGACGAGCUCCUGAAGGCUCGCCAGAUGAGCCGGCAAGGUGGUCCGGGCCCUGGCAUGGACGGCCCGGAGCAGUGA